CCGCCCGGAUCGCUUCUGAGCGAAGCGAAAAUUUGGUCAUGACGAUUACCCCGCGACACCCUCAAACCCUCAACUCAGGAAUCACGACAGGAUCUGGCUGUGUCCUCUUCUCCGACUGAUUUCUCCCUCCAACGCGCGCCAUCAGACGAUUCCUCGUGUCGACGCUCACCACCCAUGAGGACGGUAUAACCGCCUAAACACAGCAUGGCUCCUCCCACCGACCCGUCCGCACCGGCAGACACCUCUGGCGCCUCGCCCUUGCCCGCCGACUCCUCGAAUCCCGUCUCCGCGGCCCCAAUCAGCGAGAGACUGUCCUCUGUGCGCUCUAUUUCCGAUCCUCCGCGCCAUCAAUCGACUAUGUCGUCCUCGUCAAACCUAAUCGGCGUGUUGAACAAUGCCAGGAGACCUGCGGUGCGCUCGUCGAUACCGGCGAGCUCGGUGGCUUCGGGCGGCUUGCCGCAGGAUAUGCAGGCGAAGAUGAGGGCUUUCCAUUUGUCGCGCCAGGGUACGCCGCCUGGUGGACGACCGUCGGCUUCACCGGCCGACGAGAAUGGCGGUAACAUGGCAGGAGGUCUGCGGUUACCAAUGGGUAAUAGGCCACAACUACCGCAGGGGCUUGUCUCGGCGCCUGCUGUUCCACGACAGGGCGGCAAACCGUCGCUGAGCGAGCGCAGAAACAUGCCGAAGUUAGGUGGAUUACCAGGAAGUCCUGCGGCUCCCGCAGCGAGCCCUUCUUUGAGCCUGAACGGCAGCGCAAACCCGGCGGCGAAUAACACUGAUAGGGGGUCGAUGUUCAACAAGUUCUCCAACUAUGUGGAUACGGAGAAGGGAACGCUUCGCUUUGCGGGGAAGGCUGUUAUCCAUGGUCAGGGCAUUGAUUUCUCGAGCGGUAAUAAUUUCAGUAUAUCCCUGGAUGAGGUAGAUACGCUCGAGGAGCUGGGAAAGGGCAACUACGGCACAGUCUACAAGGUGCGCCACGCGCGGCCACGGCAGCAAAGGCUUGGACUGGGUCUUCAGGUUCGCUCCUUGGCACCCAAUGCCUCGAUAGGGGACAAUGGCGAUUCCAGCGACACGCCUCUGGCCAAGAAUUCCACGGGUGUCAUCAUGGCAAUGAAAGAAAUCCGUCUCGAGCUCGACGAAGCCAAAUUCGCCGCCAUCAUCAUGGAACUCGACAUCCUCCACCGCUGCGUCUCUCCCUACAUCAUCGAUUUCUACGGCGCCUUCUUCCAAGAGGGCGCGGUGUACAUCUGCAUCGAGUUCAUGGACGGCGGGUCCAUCGACAAAAUUUACGGCGACGGAGUCCCGGAGAACGUGUUACGGAAAAUCACCCACGCCACCACCAAGGGGCUGAAGGAGCUGAAGGACGUCCACAACAUCAUCCAUCGUGACGUCAAGCCGACGAAUAUUCUCGUCAACACGCGUGGCCAGGUGAAGAUCUGCGAUUUCGGCGUCUCGGGGAACCUGGUCGCUAGUAUCGCCAAGACGAAUAUCGGAUGCCAGUCGUACAUGGCGCCGGAAAGGAUAUCGGGGGGUGAAGUCACGCAGGCGGGCGCGAAUCCGAGUAGUGGGACGUAUUCGGUGCAGUCGGAUGUUUGGUCGCUGGGCUUGACUAUCAUUGAGUGCGCUAUGGGACGGUACCCGUACCCGCCUGAGACGUAUAACAACAUCUUUAGCCAGUUAUCCGCAAUCGUCGACGGCGACCCCCCCGACCUCCCCGCAGAAGGCUACUCCGACAUAACGCGCGACUUCGUGCACGGCUGCCUCCACAAAAUCCCCAAGCUGCGCCCUACAUACUCCAUGCUCCUCCAACACCCCUGGCUCGCCGGCCUCUCCAAACCGGACGUCAUUAGCGAGGAAGACGGCGUCACCAACGGUCCCGCCGCUUCUACAAACGGCACCACCAGCAAAUCCUCCUCCUCCGGCGACUCCGCAGACCCAGCCUACGAUGAUGAGGUCGCGCAGUGGGUGAGAUCGGCGCUUGAGAGAAAAGCGUCGGGGCUGAUGGGGUCGAGUGCUAAACCAGCCUUACAUGCCGCACCGCUGGACAGUGUGAGCCCGCCUUCUGUGUAGAUACGCUGAUGCUGGGGCUGGGCCCAAAGAUUAUACUGUUUUAGCUCAUUGUUUACAUUUGUCCUCCCCUCCCUUCCCUUUCCGUUUCUUGGCUACAAAGAAAACUGGAAUUCGGAAGAAGAGGUUUUGGAGACGGAAAACCGCCCCCGAAACCUACCCCACUGACACUGCAAGCUGGCAAGCUAGAAAACACAGUCUUUGAGCAGCACCAUGGUCCGGUGUCCUGCACCCACUACACCCCGGAAAUCCUCCACCAGGCCAAGACAUAAACAACAGCGUCGCUCAAGCCUCUGGCUCUGGUUGUCAUAGCCGCAUUGUCAGGUAUAGAUAGGAACAGACACGAUCCGCUGGAUGAUGGGAGGGUGAUGAUAUCUCCUUAUUUCGCGGCCGGAUUGCCGGGUGCAUGCUUGUCCCAUUCACGCGGCUGCCCGCUGGGGUUCUUUGUUCGUGGAUAUGCACAGCUAGGGUGGGAGUGGGUGUUCAACUGCUGAUGGGAAGAAGGAGGGGAGGAUGAACUAUCACCUGGGUGUGAGGGACGUCAUGGAAGGGGGUUAUUGUUUCCCUGCGGAUGUAGAAUUUUUUGUGUAUAAUGUGGAGGGUGAGGAAAUAGGCAGAUGAGGAAAUAUGUGGUUGGAUUUAUGGUGUGUGCCUUUGUGCAUUGCUGAUGUGAUUUUCUUGUGGUGAGUUGUGAGGUAUGUGUAAGUGGUGAUGGGUGAUGGGUGAUGAAGGGAGUUUUGGUAGGUUUUU
This is a messenger RNA of Pseudogymnoascus destructans, 2817 nucleotides long. RefSeq lists its product as uncharacterized. Gene Ontology annotation, molecular function: ATP binding; MAP kinase kinase activity. The transcript is spliced from 3 exons. Lineage: Eukaryota; Fungi; Ascomycota; Leotiomycetes; Thelebolales; Thelebolaceae. The record is from RefSeq and is a predicted model, not a curated record. The coding region runs from base 205 to 2070 and encodes 621 amino acids. Gene Ontology annotation, biological process: cellular hyperosmotic response; MAPK cascade; protein phosphorylation.